GACCAAAUUGCCAAUUUCCCCCGUAUAUAAACAAUGAAAACCUCCCCUUUCAUACACGAGGUGUAAGGAGUUGCUUCAACUUUUUGAGAAUUUUUUUGUUUGCUCAGAACUUUGAUUACUAGUGACAUCAAUUCUCUCUCUAUCUCACUAGUUACAUCAAAAAGGUAAAUACGCGUGUGCCGUGCCGCAUGUCAACUUCUCUCUCUAGCUUCUUUGGCUCGUUGUGUCUCAUAAACCAAUUUAAAAGAUAAAGUAUUUGAUCAUCACCAACAUGAUGCCAAUGUGCAAACAAAUACAAACAUUACAUGUUCCUUUGUAGUGGCCAUAAUCAUAAAAUGGAUGUGUUCAAUCCCCGCCGGCAGAAGGAGAAGGUGGUGAUCGUAAUGGGGGCAACGGGGACCGGAAAAUCAAGGCUCUCCAUCGACCUAGCCACCUGUUUCCCGGCAGAAAUCAUAAACUCCGACAAAAUGCAAGUCUACGAAGGCCUUGAUAUAGUCACCAACAAAAUAACCAAAGAAGAGCAACGUGGUGUACCGCACCAUUUGCUAGGGAUACUAGAUCCUAAUGAAGAUUUUACAGCCAGGGAUUUUUGUGACCUAACCUCACUUGCCAUUGAAUCUGUUUUAGGCCGUGAUCGGCUUCCAAUCAUCGUCGGAGGCUCCAACUCCUACAUCGAGGCGUUAGUCGAUGACCAUGACUAUAAAUUUCGGUCCAAGUACGAAUGUUGCUUUUUAUGGGUAGAUGUGUCUGUACCCGUUAUGCACUCGUUCGUGUCAGGACGGGUUGACCGCAUGGUUCAAAACGGAAUGGUGGAUGAGGCGAGAGAGUUCUUUGAUCCCAAUGCAGAUUACAUGAAAGGGAUUCGAAGGGCAAUUGGGGUCCCUGAAUUCGAUAAGUACUUCAGGUAUGGGCCACUUUUGGAUGAAGAAACUCGUGCCAGGUUACUACAGCAAGCAGUGGACGAAAUCAAGGACAAUACGUGCAAAUUGGCAUGCCGACAAUUGGAGAAGAUUCAUAGACUAAGAAAUAUCAAAGGGUGGAAUCUGCACCCGUUGGAUGCCACAGAGGUGUUCCGAAAGCACGGCAAGGAGGCCGAUGAGGCCUGGGAGAAGCUUGUGUCGGGGCCAGGUGCUAUGAUCGUUGGCCAGUUUCUUUACAAUAUGACAGCUGAGGUUCCUUCACAUAUUGGAAGUCUUAGGGUUCCUGCAGCACUUGCAGCCGCAAGUGCAACUCAUUAGAGGCUUAGAUAUUAUAGUUUUCUUAUGAAAUAUAACUUUUGGUUAAUCUAAUUUCAUCAUUGCAAAAUAAAGAAAAUAAUAUUGUCAGUGUCAUGGACA
Pyrus x bretschneideri (Chinese white pear) is the source of this 1337-nucleotide messenger RNA. Its product is annotated as adenylate isopentenyltransferase 3, chloroplastic. The coding region runs from base 306 to 1238 and encodes 310 amino acids. Gene Ontology annotation, biological process: tRNA modification; cytokinin biosynthetic process. The record is from RefSeq and is a predicted model, not a curated record. NCBI's taxonomy places the organism in Eukaryota, Viridiplantae, Streptophyta, Magnoliopsida, Rosales, Rosaceae. Gene Ontology annotation, cellular component: mitochondrion. The transcript has 2 exons. Gene Ontology annotation, molecular function: tRNA dimethylallyltransferase activity.